Molecule: messenger RNA, 1271 nt
Organism: Salvia splendens (bonfire salvia)
Lineage: Eukaryota; Viridiplantae; Streptophyta; Magnoliopsida; Lamiales; Lamiaceae
Product: probable beta-1,4-xylosyltransferase IRX10L
Exons: 3
Coding region: 30-1271 (413 amino acids)
Biological process (GO): plant-type secondary cell wall biogenesis; glucuronoxylan biosynthetic process
Molecular function (GO): glycosyltransferase activity
Source: RefSeq, a predicted model, not a curated record
AUCACAUUUCAGCUGUUGUUGAUUCAGAAAUGAGGAAUCUGAGAUGGGCUUUGAUAAUGUGUUUCUUUCUUGGAUCUUCUUUGAGGGCUGAAACUUUCAAGCUCAAGAAAAGCGAGAGAAUCUCUGGAAGUGCUGGUGAUGUGUUGGAAGAUGAUCCAGUGGGAAGGCUAAAAGUGUUCGUGUACAAACUCCCUAGCAAAUACAACAAGAAGAUGGUAGAAAAGGAGGAGAGAUGCCUCCACCAUAUGUUUGCAGCUGAGAUAUACAUGCACCGUUUCCUCUUAUCCAGCCCCGUCCGCACUCUCAAUCCCCAAGAAGCCGAUUGGUUCUACGUCCCCGUCUACACCACCUGCGACCUCACCAGAGACGGUCUCCCCUUGCCCUUCAAGUCUCCCCGCGUCAUGAGGAGCGCCAUCCAACUCAUUUCCACCACCUCGCCUUACUGGAACCGGACCCAAGGCGCCGACCACUUCUUCAUCGUGCCCCACGACUUCGGUGCCUGCUUCCAUUAUCAAGAGGACAUAGCGGUGGAGAGGGGGAUUCUUCCGUUGCUAGAGCGUGCCACGUUGGUUCAGACGUUUGGACAACGGAACCACGUGUGCCAAAGGGAGGGCUCGAUCACGAUCCCACCCUACGCUCCUCCGCAAAAAAUGCAAACCCAUGUGAUCCCUCCCAUCACUCCUCGAGCCAUCUUCGUCUACUUCCGUGGUUUGUUUUACGACGUUGGGAACGACCCCCAAGGCGGAUACUACGCACGAGGGGCGCGAGCUUCGGUGUGGGAGAACUUCAAAAACAACCCUCUGUUCGACAUCUCAACAGAGCACACUCCCACCUACUACGAGGACAUGCAGCGAGCCAUCUUCUGCCUCUGCCCUCUCGGGUGGGCGCCCUGGAGCCCGCGCCUCGUGGAGGCCGUGGUCUUCGGGUGCAUCCCUGUCAUCAUCGCGGACCACAUUGUCCUCCCCUUCGCGGACGCCAUCCCGUGGGAGGACAUCGGAGUCUUCGUCCACGAGAGAGACGUACCUAAGCUCGACACGAUCCUCACCUCAAUCCCCAUUGAUGUGAUAUUGAGGAAACAGCGGCUGCUCGCCAAUCCAUCCAUGAAACAGGCCAUGUUGUUCCCGCAGCCUGCUCAGCCGGGAGAUGCUUUCCAUCAGAUCUUGAAUGGACUUGCUCGUAAGCUGCCCCACCGUGACGACGCCUUCUUGAAGCCCGGGGAGCCCUUCUUGAACUGGACCGCGGGCCCCGUCGCCGACCUUAAACCGUGGUAG